Messenger RNA from Hydra vulgaris (swiftwater hydra), 4209 nucleotides. The record is from RefSeq and is a predicted model, not a curated record. Lineage: Eukaryota; Metazoa; Cnidaria; Hydrozoa; Anthoathecata; Hydridae.
AUGCAUAAUGAGCAAACAGUUGAACAUAUGCAUAAUGCACAAACAGUUGAACAUAAACAUAUAAAAGCUACAUCAAUGAGUUUAAAAUCAGAUACAUCUCUACGUGUGAUUACAAUGCAUACUGUGUUAGAAGCAGAAACCAUAGGUUUAAAUCUUAAACCCGGAAAAAAACUGUGUCCAACCUGUCGAAAAUUUGAAGAUGAUGAUGAGAUUGAAUUUGAUCAAUUGACAACAACAGAUUGGUCAAACUUGACAGAUAAUAAAGUGUUUGAAUACAUUGAAUUAGUAGGCACUAAGCUAUGCAGUGUUGAUGAAAAAUUUGCUUUAAUUCAUGACUUUGGAAAUAUCCAGAUAACAACUGUAAACCUAGUACCAGAAGAAAAAGAUGUGCUUGUUAAAUUUAUGUGUCCUAAUGGUCCUGCUCGGUCGUUUAAAUGGCCAUUAAAGGAAAGCCAAUGCUGGAUUUCUGAUGUCCACAUUAUUUGCAAAGUUGAGCUAGGAGUAAAAAUAAAGAUGAUAAUCUUAAUAUAUAAUCGCGGUGAGAUAGCUUGUCGCAUUUUAAGAACUUGUCAAAAACUUGGUAUUCAAACGGUAGGAAUUUAUACACCUGAAGAUCAAUUUAGUUCGCAUAUAAAGGAGACAGACUUUAAAAUAGAAUUACCGCCAGGAGAUUUAUCUCUUAAUUACUUAAAUGUCGAUUUUAUAAUUGAAAAGUCACUGAAGCUAAAUGUAACCGCAGUUCACCCCGGGUACGGUUUUGUAAGCGAGAGUGCAGAAGCUUGUUUAAAAUUUGAAAAUGCUGGAAUUAUUUGGAUCGGACCAUCAGCGACAAAUAUCGUUGAUUUUUCGAGUAAACAUAUUUCAAAGAAUAUUGCAAAAAGUUGUGGUGUUCCAAUAACUGAUUACGCAAUAGUUGAAUCAGUCGAAAGUUGCUUGAAAGAAUCAGAAAUUGUUGGAUACCCAGUCAUUUUAAAGUUAAGCUCAGGUGGUGGUGGCAUCGGAAUGUAUCGCUGUAAAAAUAAAAAAAUACAAAUCAUUGGUGAUGGAAACGGACAUGUAAUUUCAUUGGCAGAAAGAGAAUGCUCUAUACAAAGAAGAAAUCAAAAAUUGAUAGAAGAAGCUCCAUCGCCAUUCUUAAGUCAAGAAACGCGACAAAAAAUGUGUUCUGAUGCUAUUAAGUUAGCUCAGUUUGUAAGUUACAGAUCUGUAGGAACAGUGGAGUUUCUAGUUGAUGACAGCAAACCAAAUGAAUAUUUUUUUCUAGAGGUAAACGCACGUCUUCAGGUAGAACACGCUGUUACAGAAAUGUUGUUUGACGUUGACUUGGUUGAAAUAAUGAUUAAACUAGCAUGUUUUUCAGUACCUAAAAUUUCGUUAAAAAACAUUAGGCAAAAUAAAGGACACUCAAUUGAGGUUCGUAUUUAUGCUGAAGACUGUUUAAACAGUUUUAUGCCGUCUUGCGGUCAAUUAACCCACGUCUAUUUUGCUCAAGACAAUGUGAAUACAAGAAUUGAGACUUGGAUUGAAAAUGGCACUGUAAUAUCACCGUUGUACGAUCCGUUACUAGCUAAAGUUAUUUGUUUUGCUCAAACUAGAGAGAAGUGUUUAAAAAAACUUUUGAAAUGUCUUAAAAAAACUGUUAUUCAAGGUGUAAAUACAAAUCUUGAGUUUUUAACUGAGGUUUUAAAACACGAAUUGUUUAUUAAAGGUAAAACAUUAACUUCUUUUCUUAAUAACUUUAGCUACGAUUCCUAUACGGCUCAAGUAUUAGAACCUGGAAUGUAUUCUACAAUUCAAGAUUAUCCCGGUAGAGUUGGUUAUUGGAAUAUUGGUAUACCACCGUCUGGCCCAAUGGAUAACAGAAAUUUUAGAAUUGCAAACUAUCUUGUUGAAAAUGAUUUUAAAGCUGCUGGCAUCGAGAUUCUACAUGAUUGUUUGGUUUUAAAAUUUAAUUGUAAUUCUUUAAUUGCAGUUACAGGAGCAUCAGCUCAAGUCAAGAUAAAUAACACUAGUUUCAAUAUGUACGAAAGUAUUUUUGUGCCAAAAAAUGGAAUUUUAGAAAUAAGACUUGAUAAUAAACAAUCAAACUUUGCUGGUUGUCGUGUUUAUUUAGCAAUUCAAGGUGGUUGUCAAACGAUGCCAUACUUAGGUUCAAGAUCAACUUUUCCGUCCGGCAAUUUUGGAGGGUUAAAUGGCACUACUUUAAAGAUGUUUGAUACAAUUCCUUUAUCCAAAAAUAUUAUUAAAACAAAUUUUUUAAAAUGGCCGCCACAAUUCAAACCAACAUUAUCAAACACAUGGGAAGUAUUUGCUUUAGCAGGACCGCAUUCAGAACCUGAUUACUUUACAAAAGAAGAUAUUAUAAAUCUAUGGUCAAGUUGGUAUGAAAUCAAUCAUAAUUCAAAUAGACUCGGCAUUAGACUUGAAACCGUAUGGAAACCCACAUGGUCAAGAAAAAGUGGAGGUGAUGCAGGGUUUCAUCCUUCAAACGUCCACGAUUAUGCUUAUUCUAUUAAUUCAGUAAAUUUUUCUGGUAAUACACCUAUCAUUCUUACUGUCGACGGACCAAGUUUAGGUGGCUUUGUUUGUCCGCUGACUAUUAUUCAAAGCGAAUCUUGGAAAAUUGGUCAAUUUAAGCCAGGAGAUAAAGUUAGAUUUGUGCAAGUUGACUAUAAUUAUGCCAUAGAAUCAUUAAAGUUAGAAUCUCAUCUUUUAAAUGGCAAGUUUAAUGAGUGUUGCGUUUUAAAAACACCUCAAAUCGAUCCAUGCAAUUCAAUCAACCCAGUCUUUAAUAUUCGCAUGCCAAAUUUAAAAGAACCAAAAGUUUUAUUUCGUUUAUCUGGCGAUCAACAUGUAUUAGUAGAGUUUGAAUUAAAUGAAUUCGAAAUUGAAAAUCGUUUUUAUAUUCAAGUAAUUCUUAAUAAACUAAAACAUUUAAAUUAUGAAUAUGUUUUAGAAAUGGUUCCAGGAGUGAGUACCUUACUCGUUAAAUGCAAUCCAUUCUUAAUAUCUGCUAACCAACUGGCAGAUCUAAUAACAAAAUUAAUACCGAAUUCAAAAGAUGUUAACGAAAUGAAAAUUGCUUGCAGAAGUGUUCGAUUGCCUUUGGCUUUUCACGAUUAUUGGAGUCUCCAAGCUAUUUCCAGAUAUAUGAAAACAAUCUGCAACAACGCUCCGUAUUUGCCGGAUAACUGUAACUUUGUACAGAGUUUAAAUGGUUUUAAAUCAUUAGAAGAUUUAACGUCUAUCUUAGUUGACACAACUUAUAUUGUGUUAGGUUUAGGCGAUGUUUAUUUAGGAGCUCCACUGGCUGUUCCGUAUGAUCCGCGGCAUAGAAUAAUUACAACAAAGUAUAAUCCAGCCCGCACAUUUACUCCCGAGGGAGCCGUUGGUAUUGGAGGUAUAUAUAUGUGCAUCUAUGGAAUGGAAUCUCCUGGUGGGUAUCAACUAAUUGGUAGAACCUUGCCCAUUUGGAAUACAUAUAGUUCUAAACCUUGGUUAUUUGACUUUUUUGAUAUGAUUAAGUUUUAUUUAGUAAACGACAAUGAACUAAUUCAUAUAAGAGAAGAAUACAAGCUCGGAAAGUUUACAUUAAACUUUGAAAAUGUUUCAAUAGCUUUGUCAGAUUAUCGACGCUUUUGCGAACAUAACCAACUAUCUAUUUUAAGGUAUAAAGAAUCACACAACUUGACAAGAAUUGCGACGCAAAUUAAUUGGAGUAUUUUUUCAAAUAAAGAAAGCACGGUUUUAAAUGAAAAUCAAGAGGACGAAGGUGAUAGCAAUCAAGAAGCUGAUAACAGUUUAUCAGCAUAUUUUCUUAUAAAAUCAGAUCAAUAUGGCUGCGUAUAUGAGAUAAAAGUAAAAGAAGAUGAUGUCAUUAAAAAAGACGAUCCCAUAAUGCUUAUAGAAUUAAUGAAAAUGAGUAUAGCAAUUAAAUCACCUGUUGAUGCUAAAAUAAAUAAAAUUCUAGUAAGAACAGGUCAGGUAGUCAAGCCACCUACGCAUACUGAUGAAGUUAUGAAUAAAACUUAUCGAGCACUUUUUACACUGGUUGAUGCAAUAAAUAAUGACGAUGAUCUUGAUUGGAGUUGUGUUCAAAAAGUAAAUAAUAGUAUUGACUCUUCGAUUGAGAUUCUUGCAGAUAAUAACGCCUCUGUUCCAACUGCUUCUAAAGAAGAUUUGAUAAAUAUUAAGACACAACACAACUAA